Molecule: messenger RNA, 1273 nt
Organism: Prosopis cineraria
Lineage: Eukaryota; Viridiplantae; Streptophyta; Magnoliopsida; Fabales; Fabaceae
Product: reticulon-like protein B11
Exons: 5
Coding region: 434-1060 (208 amino acids)
Source: RefSeq, a predicted model, not a curated record
CGUUCGGCAUCAUGAGUCUUGCAAGCUCCACUUGCUUUCUCCGGAAAAGCAUCAUCACGUUACUGUGAUUCAUACAUUUCAACAAGAGCAAUUGCCAAUGGUAUGACACCACUAGAAGAAUCAAUUUCGCUAGGAGAUGAUUGUAGAAACUAGAAAGAGCCUUUUCUGUCAUGUUAUAGCUUUUGCUCGUCUCAGAUUGUCCUUAGUGCAGAGCAGUAGGGUGAAUCUACAUUAACUUCAUCACUUUUCUGAUUCAGAUCACGACACUGCAACUUCCAAAGUCUCUGACAGGAAUCGUUGGCUUGUUCAAUUUCUUUUUCCUGAAAUGUUAAAAGCCAUCAGUUAUAUUUAGUUGUCUGCACUGUCUCUUUGAACUUUUCGCAUUCGUUUUUGUUCCCUCCGUCUUCUGCUGAAGCCCUAAUUUCUAAUUGCAAUGGAAGAAGAACCUAAACUUCAUCGCCGGAUAUCCGUUCAUCAGGCUCUCGGCGGCGGCCUAGCUGCUGAUGUGUUGCUCUGGAGAAAAUGGUAUGGAGGGGUUGUGGUACUGGUUUCAGAGACGAUAUUGUGGUUGGUAUUUGAACGAGCUGGAUAUAAUUUGAUUUCAUUUGUGGCCAACGUUCUAUUGCUGCUUGUUGUGUUUCUCUUUUUCUGGGCCAAAGCUGCUUCCCUUCUCAACAGAUCACUCCCCCCUCUUCCUGAUCUCAUAAUCUCGGAGGAGUCUAUUUGCAAUGCUGCUGAUAUACUGCAAAUUUGGAUCAAUCGUGCAAUGUAUAUUGCCCAUGACAUAGCAAUUGAGAGAAAUUUGGUGCUUUCCAUUCAGGUUGCUGCUGUAUUUUUGGUUAUAUCGGUCAUUGGUAGUCUGUUCAACUUUCUAACUCUGAUCUAUCUUGGUGUUCUGCUUAGUCUGUCGGUUCCUCUUUUGUAUGACAAGUAUCAAGACCGAAUUGAUAAUAAGAUGUAUACAAUGCAUCAGAUUAUUCAAACACAGUAUAGGAAGUUUGAAAACAAUGUUUUAAGGAACAUUCCAAUACCUUCAAACAAAGCAAAGAAGAUGGAAUAGGUAAGCAUGCACCAUCAACAUGUGUGCGCAUACUGGUAUGUGUCUAUGGUGCUUAGAUAUUUCAUGUAUGUGUCCUUGCAAGUAAUUUGUUUUUUAAUACAAUGUUUAUAUGAGUUAGAAUGUGGCACUGUCUACCAAAUUCUAAUGUAGUUCUGCAUUCAGCAUUAGAUAAGAGCUUUUGGGGUUGAAAGGAUAGGGACCGACCAAUUUUCU